Messenger RNA from Guyanagaster necrorhizus, 1699 nucleotides. Its product is annotated as cytochrome P450. The transcript has 9 exons. NCBI's taxonomy places the organism in Eukaryota, Fungi, Basidiomycota, Agaricomycetes, Agaricales, Physalacriaceae. The coding region runs from base 1 to 1581 and encodes 526 amino acids. The record is from RefSeq and is a predicted model, not a curated record. Gene Ontology annotation, molecular function: oxidoreductase activity, acting on paired donors, with incorporation or reduction of molecular oxygen; monooxygenase activity; iron ion binding.
AUGGACGUUACUAUCGGUACCUUCGUUGGUGUGCUCGUCCUCCUCUACGCUUUGACCAAACUAUAUUCCAUAUUUCAAACUAAACCUUCCCUACCUCCAGGUCCUCCUCGAAAGCCAAUAAUUGGCAACCUAUUCGAUCUCCCUAAACCCGGCGAGUACGAAUACAAGCAUUGGGCAAAGCACCAUGAAGCCUACGGUCCCAUAAGCUCACUGUCAAUAAUGGGUCAACACAUCAUCAUUCUCAACAAUGCGCAAACUGCGAUUGAUUUACUCGAGAAGAGAUCAUCCAUUUAUUCUGACCGCUUCUCGUCUGUCUUUGGAGGCAUCAUGUGCGGGUGGAGAGCAUCACUCGCAAUGUCUCCAAAUGGGCAUCGGUUUCGCGCAAUUCGAAAAACUCUUCAUCAGACUAUAGGCACUAAGAAUUCUUUGCAGCGGUUUACUUCUUUACAGGCGACGGAAAUUAGGCGCUUGUUGACGAAAAUUUUGAGGAGUCCUGACCAACUUGAGUAUUACAUUCGCAAAGCGACGGGAGCUAUCAUCCUCUCUAUCUCUCAUGGAUAUUCAAUAAAUAGAGAUACUCCGGAUCCCUUUGUUACCCUUGCGGAUGAAUGUAUGGCGGAGGCCUCCAUUGCCUUUCAGCCCGGAGUAUGGAUGGUCGAUGUCAUGCCUUUCCUACGUUAUUUGCCAGAUUGGUUCCCUGGUACUGGAUUCAAGCAAGUAGCCAAGAAGUAUCUGGCCCGGUGCACCGAACUAGUUGAACGACCGCAUGCCUUUGUCAAACAGCAAAUGGGACGUGGCGUAUCCAAGCCUUCAUACACGGAAACAAUGCUCAAACUCCACGGCAAAUCCUUGACCUCCGAACAAGAAGACCUCAUCAAGUGGGGUGCAGCAGCGUUGUAUGGCGCUGGCUCAGACACGACCGUGUCUGUAGCGUAUAGCUUUAUCCUAUUAAUGAUCUUAUACCCCCAGGUCCAGACGAGAGCCCAAGAAGAAUUGGAUCGCGUGGUCGGUGAAGAAAGGCUACCGUCAUACGACGACCGCGACAACCUCCCUUACAUCAACGCGCUCGUCCACGAAGCGCUGCGCUUUAACCCCGUCCUGCCCAUGUGUGUUCCCCAUGUUCCGUCUCAGGAUGACAUUUAUCAAGGAUACUUAAUUCCGAAGGGCGCCGUCAUCAUGCCAAAUCUCCACCAUAUAGCCAGAGAUCCGACUGUAUAUCACAAUCCAGACAUGUUUGAACCACAGAGAUUCCUCGGCUGGGACGGUCGUGACCCAGAACCAGACAUGGAUAUCGCGUUUGGCUUUGGACGACGGAUAUGCCCAGGGAACGUCCUUGCCGAUCAAACCCUCUUCCUCGCAUUUGCAAUGAUCCUAUCAAUGUUCGACAUCAAGGCCGACGAAAAUAGUAACGUCGAGUUGAAGGACGAUUGGACAACAGGACUGAUUAGUAGACCAAAGCCCUUCCCAUGCAAGAUCUCGCCACGGUCUGAGAAAGCUUUGGCGCUCAUUGUCAGUUUUGAAGAGGAACCAGCAAGUAAACAAGGGAGCGAUGCUGAAGCUCUUGCAACCGUAACUUGGUAGUGUGUAGUGCUGUCAUCAUGUCAUUUUUGUGGAUUUGAUGUAAUACGGUGGUGGCGUACUUUCGCCGUCUUCACUGAGAUGAUUCGUCGAUCGUCAGCUUUGUUGUAUUCAUCACGCC